GACACCCUGUAGCUGAGCCGGGGGCGCGCGAGCCGGGGGCGCGCGCGGCGAGAGCUUCGCGGCUCAGCCCGGCUCCCCGCCCGCCAGCCCGAACCCCUGUGACUCCGGGCCGGGAUCCCGCCCGCCAGCCGGCUGGCCCCCUCGUAGGGGACGUGCUGCUGACCCACGCCUGCGACCAGGAGGACGCGCAGCCAUGGGCCGCCUGGCCGGGAGUGCGGCGGCGCUGCUGCUCGGGCUGCUCGUGGAGUGCACAGAGGCCAAAAAGCAUUGCUGGUAUUUUGAAGGACUCUAUCCAACCUAUUACAUAUGCCGCCCCUACGAGGACUGCUGUGGCCCCAGGUGCUGUGUGCGGGCCCUCUCCAUCCAGAGGCUCUGGUAUUUUUGGUUCCUCCUGAUGAUGGGCGUGCUCUUCUGCUGUGGAGCCGGCUUCUUCAUCCGGAGGCGCAUGUACCCCCCGCCGCUGAUCGAGGAGCCGGCGUUCAACGUGUCCUACACCAGGCAGCCCCCGAACCCCACUCCAGGAGCCCAGCAGCUGGGGCUGCCGUUUUACACCGACCCUGGAGGACCAGGGGUGAAUCCUGCUGGGAACCCUGUGGCGAUGGCUUUCCAGGUCCAACCCAACUCACCCCAGGGAAGCAUGGCCUACCCACCGCCCCCUUCCUACUGCAACACGCCACCGCCCCCCUAUGAACAGGUGGUGAAGGCCAAGUAGCCGGGAGCAGCCUGGCACCUGCCUGUGCAACUGGCCGGGGAGGCCGGGGGAGGCUGUCGCCCGCCCUCCCUGGCGCCCCAUCACUGUUCACCUCCAGGAAUGGUCUUCUGAGCCACUAAGGGCAAAUUCCUUUCUGAUAUCUUCAAAGCAAGCACAGCUUCCUUUCAAGCUUUCCUUGGAGGACCAGUAUUUGAAUUCACCCCGUGUCUCCUCUGUUGCUUCUGUUUCCAAUGUCAUCUGUGCUCUGGCCGAGUGGACAGUCCCGAGGGUUGACCCCCAAGGGUGGCGCACCCAGACCCUCACGGGAGAGACCCCGGCAGAAGGUGAGGCAGGGCGCGUGCAGGUGAGUACGCGCGAACGCGAGGAGGGGCCCAGGGCGCCCGGAAGGCCACACACACGGCAGGUGGCCCGUCUGAAAUGAGGCACCACAGGGCCAGCUGUGUGAGCCCCUUGCCCGCCAGUCUUCCUCUUCCAAAGGCUCUCAGAGAAACAGGCGUGGGCGGCGCAGCCGCGGAGCCCUCUCUUCUCCAUCCCCUUCCUGAAGACCAGAGCUGCCCUCUGCACAGCCAGGGCGGGGAGAGCCCUGGGCAUGGCUUGCACCUCAAGGAGAUGGGGAUCCAGAGUCAGGCCAAGCUGCUGUCUAUAGUUACCUGAAAGUCACUAAGGAACGUUAUUUAAAUUCAUGGGAAAUUGCCCCCUGCCUCCAACCGGACAUUGCGUUUGAUGAGCUCUUGGUCUGACUUGGGGAAAAAAGUGUUCGAGCCCUUUUCAGUGUGUCCUGUGGAAGGUGGCGUGGAGUCCUGUCCUGAGGUCAGACUCGGAGUCUUUCCUGGACAUCGGCAGCUCUCUGGCCUGGGAUCACGGCCAGGCAGCUCUGCGCCCUCCCCUGAGGUAGCUCUGACGGUGCGUUGUGAUGGACGCUUUCAAAGCAGACAGGCACGUCCGGCUGGGAAGCCACGUCAGCCUCUGGAGAGAGGUGUCCCGGCAGGGCGCAGUCAGUGGCUCGAGCCUGGGCUGGGCAGGCCUGGGCCCUGGCUGGUUGGCCUCAGCAGGUGUACGCCGGGCUCCAAACAGGAGGAGCUUGCUAAGAAAGAGACGGGAACGCAAGACCCCAGGACUGCAGAGCGAUCUCUUCAGAAAGGGCUGAACAGAUUUCACUGAUGAUGAGUUCAUCAAAAUUAGAAUAAAGAAGAUCUGGUUGGAAACGCAAA
Lagenorhynchus albirostris (white-beaked dolphin) is the source of this 1923-nucleotide messenger RNA. RefSeq names its product VOPP1 WW domain binding protein (gene VOPP1). Bases 194 to 712 code for a protein of 172 amino acids. Gene Ontology annotation, cellular component: cytoplasmic vesicle membrane. The transcript is spliced from 5 exons. Lineage: Eukaryota; Metazoa; Chordata; Mammalia; Artiodactyla; Delphinidae. The record is from RefSeq and is a predicted model, not a curated record.